UAAAAAAGUCGUAACUUGGAACCCUCCUCGGCUUCUUCCUCUCUCUCUCCUUUGCCAGGUUCAGGGUCCAGCGAAUAGGGAAAGUUACCCUUUUUGCUAGUAUUGAAACAGUAAGUUUCCCGGCGGUGGAUGGAUAGUAUACCCGGAUGGCAGGUGGCGGUGUUCGGUGGUGUUGUGACAUGGAUUGUCCUCUCUUCAAUGCUUCAGCUUACUCAGAGACUUAGAUCGCUCGCACAACCUUGGGUUUUGUAUCAUGUUGCAUCAGGCAUUCCUAUUAUCAUACGGAUCCAGAAAUACAAAAAUCGAUGGUUAGAUAUCUUUUUCUCAGUUCUUUCGUGUGUCGUUUCUGUUCCUUUCUACACUGCUUUUCUUCCGGUGCUCUUCUGGAGUGGGCAUGGGAAGUUGGCUCGGCAGAUGACUCUAUUGAUGGCAUUUUGUGAUUACAUAGGGAACUGUGUUAAGGAUAUUGUAUCAGCUCCAAGACCAAGCUCUCCUCCUGUUAAGAGAGUUACAGCUACAAAAGGGGAGGAAGAAAAUGCUUUGGAAUAUGGAUUACCUUCUUCUCAUACUCUUAACACAGUAUGCUUAUCUGGAUAUCUUUUAUAUUAUAUCAUAUCUUAUGGUGAAGAAUUGGAUGUUUAUGUUCAAUUCACUGCAUUUUUCAUGGUUUGCGGUUUUGUUGGUCUGAUUGGCUUAGGAAGGAUUUACCUGGGAAUGCAUAGUCUGAUUGACAUCAUUGGUGGCCUGGCUUUUGGAUUGGCAAUUCUUGCAUUUUGGCUUGUUGUAGAUGAUUAUAUUGAUGUUUUUGUAGUUUCAGGCCAAAAUGUGACAUCGUUUUGGACUGCCCUCAGCUUCUUGUGGCUUUUUGCUUACCCAACACCAGAGCGUCCAACCCCAAGCUUUGAGUUUCACACAGCAUUCACUGGUGUUGCCCUCGGAAUUGUAUCGGGCGUCCAACAAACCUUCCAGGAAUUCCAUCACGAAAAUGUAGCACGAUUAUUUACACCCAGUCUGACAAUCCCUGUGUUUGUGGAGAGAAUAUUUGUGGGAAUCCCGACCAUCCUGAUAGUUAAGUUCUGCAGCAAGGCUCUUGCCAAAUGGAGUCUCCCGAUUCUUGCAAACGCGACAGGAGUUCCAAUUAGGUCAAGUGGCUAUAUCCCAGCACUAGUGAAUGCCGCCAAUAGUACCACCUCUUCUUCCUCUUCCUCUUUAGGGAUGGCAGAAAAAAGGUUGGAUGAACAACCACAACAAAAAAGGCAAACAGGUUACAUUCAGAAGGUGUUGGUUUCAUUAUCGUUUUCGGCAGCCCAUGAAUCAUUUGAUGUUGACACGGGUAUUAGAUUUGUUCAAUAUGUGGGUCUUGCAUGGUCUGUCGUGGACCUUGUGCCCUCUUUGUUUUCUCAACUGAGCUUGUGACACCCCACGCCCACGUAUUCUUUACUUUUCCAUCGCGGUGCAGACUUACCAUUCUUAAGUAAGAUAUAUACUUGGUUACGCAGUA
Messenger RNA from Impatiens glandulifera, 1501 nucleotides. Its product is annotated as lipid phosphate phosphatase delta. Gene Ontology annotation, molecular function: sphingosine-1-phosphate phosphatase activity. The transcript has 8 exons. Bases 130 to 1416 code for a protein of 428 amino acids. NCBI's taxonomy places the organism in Eukaryota, Viridiplantae, Streptophyta, Magnoliopsida, Ericales, Balsaminaceae. The record is from RefSeq and is a predicted model, not a curated record. Gene Ontology annotation, cellular component: endoplasmic reticulum membrane.